Drechmeria coniospora is the source of this 2934-nucleotide messenger RNA. RefSeq lists its product as uncharacterized. Gene Ontology annotation, biological process: telomere maintenance via telomerase; protein stabilization. NCBI's taxonomy places the organism in Eukaryota, Fungi, Ascomycota, Sordariomycetes, Hypocreales, Ophiocordycipitaceae. The coding region runs from base 1 to 2934 and encodes 977 amino acids. Gene Ontology annotation, cellular component: cytosol. Gene Ontology annotation, molecular function: telomeric repeat DNA binding; Hsp90 protein binding. The transcript is spliced from 3 exons. The record is from RefSeq and is a predicted model, not a curated record.
AUGGACGAGCUGCUCACCCCAGUCAGCACCACAUAUCUGAGAUCAAAGAGGGAAACGAAGUCCCUUCUUUCCGAGGAGAACUCUUCAGAUAAGAUACAGGAUGAAAAGGCAAUACCGAACGUAUCCUCGGCCGACGCUGCUCUCGAGGUCCUGAAAAACCAGCCUGGGUAUGAUGGGCUAACGGCAACGUUACGCUAUCUCACGAAGGACGAUUCGCCGUCGUCAUUCCAGCUCCAAGUCCCAAGCCCAAAAAGUGCAGCAAUCAUUCAGGUCUUAGUCACCGAAAUUGUUCCAAACUACUGGACCCUUCUGCAGGAGGGCUCGGCAGACGAUGGGGAGCCUGCAGAUUUGGACCUGCUGCUCCAAUGUCUUCGGACCGUCACUGGCCUAAAUGCAGUCAUGGCUCACAUCAAAGCCGUGAUUCGAGAGGCAACCAUUAGCGGCCAAAGGACGAAGCAGAUUGGUCUAGAUGUAAACCUCGAGAUAUUCUUGCAUCUCCUGACCGCCCUGCUGGAUGGAGAAGACUCAUUGCGCACUAUCUGGGUCGCUUCCACCUCCGGAUUGUCUGGCGCAACCCAAACGAAGGUCCAGUCUCAAAAUCUGGUCUCGUUCAUUACCACCGGAAAAGUUGUUUCUCUCGCUGCCGAGGCUCUGGAUAUCGCAUCAAAGAAAAUUCCCUCGGGAACCUUGUGGAUCGCCGACGGAAUCGAGUUCAGUGGAUGGGUCGGCCGCAAUAUCGUUUCAUGGUCAAGCAUGCAGCCGAACGAAGAAGAAGUCUCAUUUAUAUCCAAAGUGUUCCACCGCUCAAUGUCUCUCGGAUAUCCCGAAUGCUUGGUCAAUACCGUAACAGACCUGCUUUUGCUGUCAAACAAGCCCUCCCCCAACAUCUUCGCUAAAAUUUGCCUCUCUCAACAUCAGGUGUCGAAGAAGGUUAUGGAAAUUCUCAUCAAGUAUCUAGCGCAACGGUUUCUCAACAACCUCACUCUGGACGGUUCGGCACAAAAUACCAUCAUUUCAGCAGUUGCGGGGCUUCUUGACGCAGUCGUUGGCAGAGAUGAGUCUAACAGAGCUCAUUUCAUUAACUGGUGCACUGCCGCUUCGGGAGCUGGUCUUGGAGACAGUAUUGGAAUUCGCCGAGCUGUUGUUGCUGUACUUGCAAAGGAUAGAGAGACGAUAACAAUGGUGUUGGAGAGAUCCCUGGCUCAGUUUGGAGAUCAGCUUUACGUCAAGCAUGCCGCCAUUCUCCAGCAAGAAGCUCAUACUCAAGUGCUGCUUCUUUGUGCGGGAUAUGUCGCAAGGCAGUCGCCAAUCAAAUUAGCCAUGCUUCUCAGAUCCGGCACCUAUCUGACCGCAAUAUCGAACCGGAUUGCCGCAACGCAAGCAAGAGCACGUUUCUUGGGUAUGGCGGUGGGAGAAUCUCUCUCUGCCUUGGUCGACAGCAAGAAAAGGCUGGACUUUCACAUGGACGAAAUGGGUACGGAUGAGGCAGAGUGGCUGAAAGGAGUCAGCAGCAUCUCUGACCCUGUCGGUUCCUUCCACUCCCUCCUCUCUUCGUCACAGCCAGAUCCCCAAGCUUCAUUCCCUGCCGAGACGACUGGGAAGAGAGCAAAAGUGGAUCGUAGACCAAUACCUAAACCUGCUGUAAAGCAAACGAUCCCAAAAGCUAUUAUCGAGGAGAUCGAAUCCUCCGAUGAUGACGACCUCGUACCAUACCCCAAGGGCUCUGACCCCGAGGAUUCAGACGACGACGCCACUCUUGUUCAGCGCAAUAAGCCCAAAGCACCGGUUUACAUUAGAGACCUGAUAACGUAUCUUCGUGAUUCUGAAAAUUAUGAGAAACAAAAGUUGGCCCUUCGGACGGCUCCGAUUCUGAUUCGCCGGAAAGCCAACUACGGAACAGAAGUCAGCUCACAUGCCGACGAAGUGGCCGGGCUCCUGGUAGGCCUACAAGACAAAUAUGAGCUUGAGGACUUCCUAGAGCUUAGACAGCAAGGAAUGAUAGCCCUUGUGGCUUCUCAACCCAAGGCCAUGGCGCCCUGGUUUGCUCGCACAUUUUUCGAGGGAGACUACUCGCUUGCUCAACGAACAUCGGUACUCAUCACCUUGGGGCUUUCGGCAAGGGAAAUAGCGGGCUACGAUACUUCAAGCUAUCAAGAUACGAUAGCCUUCCCUUCCAAGAAGCUUCCCGAAAAGAUGGAGAGGCUCUUCAUAGAUUCGGCCACACGACCUCGCCGACCCUCUCAAUCUUUCCUAAAGAGCCUACCACCGAAUUCGCUCGGAGAGAUAGCACGCUCUCUUACAUCCAGCUUCCUCGGACCGCUGGCUGUUGAAGCGGCAGAUGCGACAACAGGGCCAGAUGUGCUGAAGCUUCAGACAUUUACCGCACGGUACAAGGCAAAGUCCCAAACCCGGCCACAGAUCCGCGCCAUACCGAAUACAACCGCCGCACUCCUGGCCGCCUCGUUUUUCUCCCCCCUCACAGCUCACUUUCAACUUGCACUUCGAUCCUCCAAAUCCGUUGUCCUAAACCCCGCCCUUCUCUCUCUAUAUCUCCAGACGCUGGGCAUCGUGGUCAACGCAGCCGGUCCUUCGACCUUGUCCCUCCCACAGCUCACCUCGGAGCUCUGGGACUUGUUGCUCCGCACCCGGGUGCACGUACUAGGUGACAUAGGCGCCAUGAAGGGUUGGUUCGUGGCCAUGGCUGUGCUGCUCGAGGUGAACCAGGAUGACAUGCGGAGAGUUUGCCAAGAGCAUGGAAGGGAGAUGGUAGAGACGAGGGAGUGGGUCAGUGGUGUUUUCGAGAGGACAAGAGGCGAUGACGGAGGGGAGGAGAAUGAGGUAAAGAUGUUGUCGGCUGGGGUCUUGAUUAAAAUUGGCGAGGCUAUUGAAGCAUUCCAAUCAUUGCUCUUGGGAGAAAUGAUUGGAGUUUCCUAA